This is a messenger RNA of Marmota flaviventris (yellow-bellied marmot), 634 nucleotides long. RefSeq names its product transforming growth factor alpha (gene Tgfa). The record is from RefSeq and is a predicted model, not a curated record. Gene Ontology annotation, molecular function: epidermal growth factor receptor binding; growth factor activity. Gene Ontology annotation, biological process: positive regulation of mitotic nuclear division; epidermal growth factor receptor signaling pathway; positive regulation of cell population proliferation. Lineage: Eukaryota; Metazoa; Chordata; Mammalia; Rodentia; Sciuridae.
GCACCUCAGGGAGGGCAGGAGGCUGGAGCGCCUGCUGCCCGCCCGCCCGUAAAAUGGUCACCUCGGCUGGACAGCUCGCCCUGUUCGCGCUCGGUAUCGUGUUGGCUGUGUGCCAAGCCCUGGAGAACAGCACGUCCCCCCUGAGCGAUCCGCCUGUGGCCGCAGCAGUGGUGUCACAUUUUAAUGAAUGCCCAGAUUCCCACACUCAGUUCUGCUUUCAUGGAACCUGCAGGUUUUUGGUGCAGGAGGAUAAGCCAGCAUGUGUCUGCCAUUCUGGGUACGUGGGUGCACGCUGUGAGCACGCAGACCUCCUGGCCGUGGUGGCUGCCAGCCAGAAGAAGCAAGCUAUCACUGCGUUGGUGGUGGUCUCCAUUGUGGCCCUGGCUGUCCUCAUCAUUGCAUGUGUGCUGAUACACUGUUGCCAGGUCCGAAAACACUGUGAGUGGUGCCGCACCCUCAUCUGCCGGCACGAGAAGCCCAGUGCCCUCCUGAAGGGAAGGACUGCUUGCUGCCACUCAGAAACAGUGGUCUGAGGAGCCCCAAGGAGGAGUUUGGCCAGGUGGACUGUGGCAGCCUGAUGGAGAGAAGCCUCCUAUAGGUCAGCAGCACCAGGGAUGCCUGGGAUUUGCCAGAA